AUGAACACACCAAUGAUCGCUGCUGCAUUGGCCAGUGCGACGCUUGCAAUGCUAAUAUGUAUAUUACUGAUUUUCUGUAUUGUGCACGAUCUUAGCACCUUCUAUGGCGAAACAAUCGAGCAACUCUCAGAAUUCAGGGGCAUAGCCGACACAGCCUGGGACAGGAUGGGUCCAACCUAUCGAGUGACGAGAAAGCAGCAAGACCCUCCUUGUUUAAGCCGUCACGCCCGACAUUCUAAAUUAGCAGAGUGCGACUGUGCUCCAGUGCCCGAUUUCUGCCCUCUAGGCGCACAAGGCCCACCAGGACAGCCAGGAUACGAUGGAGAGCCUGGCGUGCCAGGCGAACCUGGCAUGCGUGGACUGGACGGAAUUUCUCUCAACUACUUUGGACCUUCUAUUUGUUACCCAUGUCCGGCAGGACAGCCAGGAUUUCCUGGUCCCGAUGGACCUGUUGGACUACCAGGAACAGAUGGAUUGCCGGGUCUGCUAGGAGUUCACGGAAUGCCUGGACUAGUAGGCUUUCCUGGAAUGGAAGGUGAUGCUGGAUUGCCGGGAGAAGCGGGACUUAGAGGAGAAUCCGGGCCACAAGGACAGUUCGGGCAGCGAGGGAUUGGUAUACCUGGUCCUGCUGGAGCACCUGGAGCACUGGGAGCUUUGGGAUUUCCUGGAGAUAUGGGCAACCUUGGAACGCCAGGACUUCCCGGAUUGCCGGGACCAGAGGGUACAGCAGGAAAGCCCGGUACGCCCGGAGCAGACGGAGUGGUUGGAAGUCCUGGAGAGCCUGGAGCUCAUGGACGCGAUGGCUUCUAUUGCCCAUGUCCAAAUCGUUUGGCUCGUAUAAAACAGCUGAGACUUUCACGCCAAAGAGAUGACGUAGAGUAUCUCAAAAAUCAAGUUGUUAUUGUGACAGGAUCUCAACGUCGCAAUGAGGGAAUAAUUUGA
Cylicocyclus nassatus is the source of this 942-nucleotide messenger RNA. Lineage: Eukaryota; Metazoa; Nematoda; Chromadorea; Rhabditida; Strongylidae. The record is from the annotation of a GenBank genome assembly.